Messenger RNA from Cinclus cinclus, 1772 nucleotides. It is a transcript of the gene PLEKHA3, whose product is annotated as pleckstrin homology domain containing A3. NCBI's taxonomy places the organism in Eukaryota, Metazoa, Chordata, Aves, Passeriformes, Cinclidae. The transcript is spliced from 8 exons. Gene Ontology annotation, biological process: endosome organization; receptor recycling; retrograde transport, endosome to Golgi. The record is from RefSeq and is a predicted model, not a curated record. Bases 1 to 903 code for a protein of 300 amino acids. Gene Ontology annotation, cellular component: early endosome; recycling endosome; trans-Golgi network.
AUGGAGGGGGUCCUGUACAAGUGGACCAACUAUCUAGCAGGUUGGCAGCCUCGGUGGUUUGUUUUAGACAAUGGGAUAUUGUCAUAUUAUGAUUCCCAGGAUGAUGUUUGCAAAGGCAGCAAAGGAAGUAUAAAGAUGGCUGUGUGUGAAAUAAAAGUUCAUGCAACAGACAACACAAGAAUGGAGCUAAUCAUCCCAGGGGAGCAGCAUUUCUAUAUGAAAGCAGUUAAUGCAGCUGAAAGGCAAAGAUGGCUGGUAGCACUGGGGAGUGCAAAAGCCUGUUUAGCAGAUACCAGAACAAAAAAAGAAAAAGAAAUAAGUGAAACCAAUGAAUCUCUUAAAACCAAAAUGUCCGAACUUCGUCUCUACUGUGAUCUUUUAAUGCAGCAAGUUCAUACAAUACAAGAAUUUGUUCAGCAUGAUGAGACUCGCUCUCCUUCCAGCAUUGAGAACAUGAAUGAAGCCUCUUCCUUGCUUAGUGCCACAUGUAAUACAUUUAUCACAACACUUGAAGAAUGUGUGAAGAUUGCUAAUGCCAAGUUUAAACCAGAAAUGUUCCAGCUGCCUCACCCUGAUCCCUUGGUUUCUCCUGUGUCACCAUCACCUAUUCAAAUGAUGAAGCGUUCCAUUAGCCACCCUGGUCCUUGCUAUUCAGAAAGGAUUAAUCACUCUGUAAAAGAACCAGGUUCAUCUCUUCACCGAUUUUCUCAGCGGCGCAGAAGAACAUACUCGGAUACAGAAUCUUACAGUGAUACACUUUCUGAAGAUUCUCAGAGAUCUGCUCAUUGUUCUAGAAGUGUUGUCAAUGGAGAUCUGGUAUCAUCAACCAUUCCUGAAGAAAGUAAAUCAGUGUCAAAGGAAAGAUCUGAACUGGAAGAGGCUCUUUCAUCCUUUUCCUCCUAAAGCAACUGAAAGUAUUAAAUUUUCUAUAAAUAACGCUAUGCAAAUGCUGCUGUAAUUAUACUGUUGUUAUAGGAAGUAGUUAUUUCCCUUUUUAGAAGGAUUUCUCUGCACUUUAUAGAAUAACAUAAAUACUAUCUUUGAAGUGUAUUUUAUCUUUCUAUAGUUUAUUUGCAAGAGUAUUUUCCUAAUAUUUCACAGUUUGAAUGUGCAUUUUUUGGAACAAAUGAUGGCUUUAACAGAUAAGCAUCCACAUUUGUAAAUGCAGCUCUUUUUAAAGUGUGGAGGUCUGACCAAUACGUUAGUAAACAAACAUUAUAAACUUCAGCGAAAAGUUUUCAUUUUUUUGGAGAAAAUGCAACUUGUGCCAUGGGCCUCUUGGUCAUUUGUACCAGUUCAUCCACCUGGAGCUGUGAUAGCCCCACAAUGGCUUUUUUUUUUUGCCAGUGUAAGGGCUGAGGGAAUGGGCACUAAUGGCUCUGCUCCAGCAGCUUGACGGUAAUCGACAUUGCCGCCUUUAAAAACACAAGGAUAUACAUUAUCCAGUCCUUAUUUUUAGGCAAUGAAAGUAGAAAUAUGUAGUGUAUUUUUCUAAACAAAUGUAUAAAAAUAACUUAAUACGAAGUAUUUGUACCAAACCUGGGAUAUUUAAUAGUUUUUAUUUAUUUAUUCUUUUUUGCAUCAAAAAUUUCUACCUACUUUCACUACUAAAGGUCUAAAGAUCUACUAAAAAGCUUCAAAAUGUGUAUAAAUUGUUUCUGGGGUGUGUAACAUUGCAAGUUAUUAAUACAGUACUGUUAAGAUUUAAUCUGCUUACUUAAGAUAUGUUUUUAGCAAAGUACGAUUAAAAACAAGAGCUGAAACAUUAGUCU